GGCGAGGCCGGGGCGGAGCCAUUUUGGCUCUGGGCGGGUCGCGCCAGCAGCUGGUUUGGGUCACGGCAAGGGAAGCCGCGGCAAGGGCCGUUUCAGACUGGGCUUCGUCUGGCUGUCCAAGCCCUAAUGGAAGCUUCGGGGCAUGGCACUGCUGUCGCAUUGUGGCACGGGAGAGGACGUAGUCUGGUGAAGGUGGUCAUGUGCUAGCUGGCUGCUGAUUUCCUGAGCAUUGGCAGCGGCGCGUUGUGUACAGAAGGCGAUAUUUUAAGGGCUCCCAAGCGAACUAGAUGAACGAUAAGCACAGAACUGUGAGCAUAGCUAUAGCCAGGGAAAGGGACCUGACAGGGACUCUAAGAGUUCCCUCACGCGUGGAGGAGGAGAGCUGCUUUAUCGCUGAGAUCAUUCAGUCAAUUCACAGUAAUUUAAUCAGCCAAUAUUUUGAAUAAAAAGGACAAAAAAAUGAUGUCAAGACAGGCCUUUCUCUGUGGUUUGGGAUCUCUCUAUUUGUCCCUUCUGUUUGUAUUUCUUCUAAUGGAUGUUUAUGCAAGGCCUGCAAAUAAUUCAGCCCUCAAAGAAAAGCCAUCUGACAGUAAAGAUGAAAAUGAGAUCUUGCCCCCAGAUCACUUGAAUGGGGUCAAAAUGGAGAUGGACGGACACCUUAACAAAGAAUUUCAUCAAGAAGUUUUUCUAGGAAAAGAGAUGGAAGAGUUUGAGGAAGACUCAGAACCAAGGAAAAAUAGGAAGAAGCUCAUGGUCAUCUUUGCAAAGGUAGAUAUAAAUAAUGAUAAAAAGAUAGGUGCCAAGGAGAUGCAGCGUUGGAUCAUGGAAAAGACAGAUGAGCAUUUCCAGGAAGCUGUGGAAGAGAACAAAAUGCACUUCCGAGCUGUGGACCCUGAUGGUGAUGGCCAUGUAUCCUGGGAUGAAUAUAAAAUCAAGUUUUUGGCAAGUAAGGGCUUUAACGAAAAAGAGGUUGCAGAGAAGAUCAGAAACAACGAAGAGUUGAAAAUAGAUGAAGAAACACAGGAAGUUUUGGAUAACCUGAAGGAUCGGUGGUACCAAGCUGACAACCCACCUCCUGACCUCUUGUUGAAUGAAGAAGAAUUCUUAUCCUUUCUUCAUCCAGAGCAUAGUAGGGGAAUGCUGAAGUUCAUGGUGAAAGAAAUCAUCAGAGAUUUAGAUCAAGAUGGGGAUAAGAAACUUACCCUCUCAGAGUUCAUUUCAUUACCUGUCGGUACUGUAGAGAACCAGCAAGCUCAAGAUAUUGAUGAUGACUGGGUAAAAGACAGAAGGAAGGAGUUUGAGGAGGUCAUUGAUGCUAACCAUGAUGGUAUUGUCACGAUGGAAGAGUUGGAGGAAUAUAUGGAUCCUAUGAAUGAAUACAAUGCCCUAAAUGAAGCAAAGCAAAUGAUAGCAGUAGCAGAUGAAAAUCAGAAUCAUCACUUAGAGCUGGAGGAGAUCUUGAAAUACAGCGAAUACUUCACAGGCAGCAAACUUAUGGACUACGCACGGAACGUCCACGAGGAGUUCUGACCCUGCUCAGUCCUCAAGAGCUCUGAAGCACUUUCUAGCUUUCAAAAAAAAAAAUCCAACUCCCAAACAGACCAAGAGUUACUUUGCUGCUAUCUGUGUUAUAUGCCUACAGUGUUUUGUCCUAGACUUAAAGAAAGCUUCCGUCCGUCCGUGAGAUCUACAGCUCUGUUGCCGUUGGUAUGAGGGGAAAAGCGGCCCGUGAAUAAUGGGGCAGAUAAUGGACAGUUUGCCCUGGCUUGUACAGUAAAUCCAGAUGAAGUUUCAGCUGCUUUUGGUUAAUCAUAGUUGGAGGCUUCUUGGUAUUUAACUCCUCUUGUUGCCCUCAUAGCUGCUGAUCCAUUGGAAUCACAGAUAACACUGAAAGAUGCUCAUUUCUGUAAAGGGAAUGGUGGUUCAAAUAGGUGUGUUCUGACCUCAUGAGGAUAUCUGUAUGUAGACUGAUUGGCUCCUCUUCCACUGUUUUCUUGAGAUAUCUCAACCUGCUUGUGUUGAGAAUUUAAUGCUUUCUCCCUCUAAUUCCUGAGCUAUCUUUAGGAGCUGUGGGGCACAACUUAAACGUUACAGAGAAACUCUUCUGCUUUUACUGUAAAAAGAAAAGAGGUUAUGUGUGACAAGGUUUAUGUCUGAAACUGCACUGGAAGAGACUUGAGGUUGCUUACAGCUUCAACUUCGUUCUAAAAUGCACCAAUGGGGAAGGAUUCUUUGUGGACCUGAAGGUGUUGGACAGAGCAAUGGGAUUCACCUAGGUGUGUGAUUGCUACUUAACUAAGAUCCGUUGCUACAACUAGUAUAAUUACUCGCCUUUGUGCAAAUUAAGGAUGCUGAUGAUGCUGAUGAACUCAUGAAUGAUGGAGCUGGGGGAAAUACUGGCUUUGCUUUUGAACUGCUUUUGCCGAAGCAAUGUACAGUCAGCGUUUGGGGAGCUUUUUGAUCAGUCUGGUUUUGGGUAAUCUCGGAAAGCGACUUGUAACACCAGGGUCAUAUCCACUACUGUCUAAAAUAGAACAUUUAUUUUUACUCUGGUUCCAUCUUUACUGUAAAAACCCCCUUUCUGAAGGGUUGUCUGAAAAUCCAAGUGAGAUGUUAUAUUUGAUUAAAUUUAUUCUCUUAAUAUAAUGUAAA
This is a messenger RNA of Colius striatus (speckled mousebird), 2652 nucleotides long. It is a transcript of the gene SDF4, whose product is annotated as stromal cell derived factor 4. Gene Ontology annotation, cellular component: endoplasmic reticulum. Lineage: Eukaryota; Metazoa; Chordata; Aves; Coliiformes; Coliidae. The record is from RefSeq and is a predicted model, not a curated record. The coding region runs from base 460 to 1530 and encodes 356 amino acids. The transcript has 7 exons. Gene Ontology annotation, molecular function: calcium ion binding. Gene Ontology annotation, biological process: calcium-ion regulated exocytosis.